Molecule: messenger RNA, 1197 nt
Organism: Spizellomyces punctatus DAOM BR117
Lineage: Eukaryota; Fungi; Chytridiomycota; Chytridiomycetes; Spizellomycetales; Spizellomycetaceae
Exons: 7
Coding region: 1-1197 (398 amino acids)
Biological process (GO): phosphatidylserine biosynthetic process
Molecular function (GO): L-serine-phosphatidylethanolamine phosphatidyltransferase activity
Source: RefSeq, a predicted model, not a curated record
AUGGGUCGUCGUAAACCCAUCGUAACAACAGAUCCCCACCCUGAUCUCAACGAUGGGUCUGUUUCCGAUAGCGAACUCCUCGCUCCCGCCGCUCCCAAACUCAAUCUCCGCGAAGCAUGGGAAUACGAAUUUCGAGAUCAAGUUGAUCCGACAGUGGCAUUCUUUUAUAAACCGCGAACGGUGCGACUUUUGGUCCUCAUGCUCGCUGGACUCGUCUACCUCGCCCUCUUUGUCAUGAAAGACGAUAAUGUCGUAUUCAAUACCAAAGUAGGCUUGGGCGCAUCAGGUGCCAUGCUACUGUUGAUUGGCAUGCUCCAGUUCCGGGAUGGACCUUUUAUCCGACCUCACCCGGCGUUUUGGCGGAUUGUCUUGUCGGCCAGUGUGGUGUAUCAAAUGAUUCUCGUUUUUAUAGUCUUUCAGAGUAAACAUUCCAUGCGAUCCUUGUUGAAAUAUGUGGAUCCAACAUUGGGUGUCCCCCUCCCUGAACGAUCGUAUGCCGACAAUUGUGAAUUGACGGCUGAAUCCCUCUGGGACCAAAUGGACGUUUUUGUAAUCGCGCAUGCACUCGGAUGGUACGCCAAAGCCAUCGUGUUGCGUGAUUACUGGUUUUGCUGGAUUCUGUCCGUCAUGUUUGAAAUGAUGGAGUAUUCUCUUGCGCACCAGUUACCGAAUUUUGCAGAGUGCUGGUGGGAUCAUGUACGUGUGAUCGAUUGUUCCUUUUGUUUUCGUACAAUGCUGAUUUUGGAUCUAUUUUCGAAUUUUUGGGGAUAUUGGACUGAUUUCCAAUGGGAAGGCACUAAAACAUUUAAAAACUUUUUGGCAGUUAUUUUACUCUUGUACCUUGUCCUCCAAUGCGAACUCAACGCCUUUUACCUAAAAUACCUCCUCUGGCUCCCCCCAUCCAACCCCAUCAACAUCCUCCGUCUCAUUCUCUACUUUUUCCUCGCCCUCCCCGCAACCCGCGAAGCCUACCAAUACCUUAUCGACCGCCGAUGUAAACGUCUCGGCAUGCACGCAUGGAUGGCGACAGCCAAUAUCCUAACCGAAUUACUCAUUUGCAUCAAAUUUGGUCGAGGAGAAUUCGUGGAGCCUAUGCCGUGGGGAAUUAAAAUUGGGUGGGGAUGCUUUUUGGCGGUUGUUGGGGGAUAUGCGAUGGUCAAGUUUGGGUUGGGGAAUGGGAAACAAAAGGUUGUGUAA